AAACCACUGUUUAAUAUGGCUCUGUUUAUGCUGACACAAAGUCUGCUCUCAAUGUUCAGAAGACAUGGUUGACUCCGGAGUGAUGUGUGGUUAAAUACCUUAUGUUUAAAAGUGUUUUUCCAAUCGAAAUUGCAUUUUAGAUUUCUGUGUUUCCUAUUCUUCAAACACAUCUUUAAAAAUUUGUAUGGAAGUGUGUAAUGGUUCCUUCAAGUAGGCUACAUUUAGGAGUAGGCCUACACCAGAGUAAUGUUAGAAUAUGUUUGUCGUCUAAAUGAGGUCCACACAUUUUUAUGCAUAUCCAUUAGCCAACAAUUUCACCAUGGUAUUAUAGAUAAUUGGAACUCUACUGUUGAGGAAGCUUUCAUCCUCUUAUUUUUUUCAGUGACUGGUGGAAAAUAUUUUAUUGUAAACUCUCGUGAACUCCUCACAUGCACGUGCACGUCACUGGACAGUCUCGCGUGGGUGGUGUGUAUGGAGCACACAUUAUGUGUCCCGGUCGCAUGCAGUUCAACUUUUCUGGCUUCUCUCUUCAUUUAAAUGUACAAAGGAGACACAUUAAAUACAGUUGGUUAUGGCACUGCCGGCAAGACCACAUGUUUUCUUGGGAAUUUUUGCAGUUAUCCAGAUUAAAUUUACCUUACAGGAAUUGCCAUCCAUUGGGGUCUCCUGUUUUACCUUCGGAGGGCUCUCCAAGCAAGAGAGCGCUGGUGUAAACCUCAAGCUCUACAAUAAAAGAUGGAGAAGAUGGACGCUCUCAUCCAAACCAGUGGAUGAGAUCAGUCAGAACCAGGAUCUGGAACGUUAUGAAGAAAAGCACGGCAAACUGGAUUCAGAGCGCUUUCCAGAAGUUGAGAGUCAUCAUAACUUAUCCAUUAAGAGAGAUGUGGACCAUAUUUACUACACAUCCAAAUUCUAUGGGCCCACAGAUAGUCCAGACAAAGAUUUGUGGGUAAAUAUUGAGCAAAUGGACAAGGGAAGAGUUCAUGGUAUUCUUUCCAACACACAUCGGCAAACUUUGAAAGUGAAUCUAUCCUUCGAUUUUCCUUUCUAUGGACAUUCUUUGAGGGAAAUACAUGUAGCUACAGGGGGUUUCAUCUACACUGGAGAUGUAAUUCACCAAAUGGUGACUGCUACUCAGUACAUCGCUCCUCUCAUGGCUAAUUUUGACCUGAGCAUCUCACAGAAUUCUACAGUCAUUUACUGUGAUAAUGGCACAGCUCUUGUUGUGCAGUGGGACCAUGUGUAUCUCCACGACGCAUCUCAUCUCGGCAGUUUUACCUUCCAAGCUGCUUUAUACAAGGAUGGCAGAAUCACUUUUGCAUAUAAAGAGGUUCCCGUUGACAUUAACAAAAUCAGCUCCGUGAAUCAUCCGGUGAAAGUCGGGCUCUCUGAUGCAUUUGUGAUUCUUCAUAAGAUUGAACAGCUUCCCAGUAAGUACUGUAACUCUUCUUAGAAGGGAAAAUAAUACUGCUCUUUUUUAAAUUAAUUCUGCCUUCACCAGUGUUAUUUUAGUAUUUAUGGUUAUAAUUUUUU
Molecule: messenger RNA, 1533 nt
Organism: Carassius auratus (goldfish)
Lineage: Eukaryota; Metazoa; Chordata; Actinopteri; Cypriniformes; Cyprinidae
Product: plexin domain-containing protein 2-like
Exons: 7
Coding region: 572-1453 (293 amino acids)
Source: RefSeq, a predicted model, not a curated record